Messenger RNA from Hemicordylus capensis (graceful crag lizard), 4755 nucleotides. RefSeq names its product proline dehydrogenase 1 (gene PRODH). Lineage: Eukaryota; Metazoa; Chordata; Lepidosauria; Squamata; Cordylidae. The transcript is spliced from 14 exons. The record is from RefSeq and is a predicted model, not a curated record. Gene Ontology annotation, cellular component: mitochondrion. Gene Ontology annotation, molecular function: FAD binding; proline dehydrogenase activity. Bases 51 to 1925 code for a protein of 624 amino acids.
CGCCUCUCCCCUUUGCAUCACCAGCCUCAUCCUCACUGCCAGCUGCGAGGAUGUCUGGGCGUUGCAGGAGCUCCAAGCUGGCGCUGCGCGCAGCCCGGACCUGGGUCCUGCGGAGCUGUCCGCGCUCCUCCGCCGCUGCGCCGGCUCGGGAGCCGCCUCCGCCCGGGGAUGCCGCGCCGGCGUCUCCGUCCCCAGCGCUGGCAGCCGCGGCUGCUGCUCCGUCCCUUGCCGGCGCCGAGCCCCGCAGCCGCCCGCCGCCGCAGCCGGCCCCGGCGGCGGUGGACUUCGCGGACGCGCAGGAGGCCUUCCGCAGCAAGAGCAGCGCGGAGCUGGCGCGGGGGCUGCUGGUGCUGCGGCUCUGCUCUCUGGGGCCGCUGGUGGCGCACGCCGAGCAGCUAAUGAGCGUCAGCCGCAAGCUGCUUGGCCAGUGGCUCUUUGAGAAACUGAUGAAGAUGACCUUCUAUGGCCAGUUUGUGGCUGGGGAGGACCAAGAGGCCAUCAAGCCCCUCGUCCGGCGUCACCGUGCCUGCGGCGUGGGCUCUGUGCUGGACUACAGCGUGGAAGAAGACCUGACCACCGAGGAAGCGGAGAAGAAGGAACUGGACUCCUGUACAUCUGCAUUUGAGAAGGAGACAGGCAAGCAAAGAGAGAAACGCUACAGCGCUCACCGUCGGUUCGGAGACCGGCGGGACAGGGUCAUCAGCGCCCGGACCUACUUCUAUGCAGAUGAAGCCAAAUGUGACCGGCACAUGGACACCUUCCUGAAAUGUAUCGAAGCCUCAGGUGGCAGUUCCCAGGAUGGCUUCUCUGCCAUUAAACUGACAGCGCUGGGGAGGCCACAGUUCUUGCUGCUGUUCUCGGAGGUGCUGGUCAAGUGGCGUCGGUUCUUCCAUCUCCUGGCUGCGGAGCAGGGCAAGGUGGGGCUGGCGGCCCUGGAGACCAAGCUGGAGGUGGAGAAGUUGCAGGAGGCCCUGGCCAAGUUGGGGAUCGCCACCAAAGCAGAGAGCCAGCACUGGUUCACGGGCGAGAAGCUGGGCGUGUCUGGAACCGUGGACCUCCUGGACUGGAACAGCUUGAUUGACACCCGGACUGAGAUCUCCAAAUUGCUCCUCAUCCCCAACAUGGAGACGGGGCAGCUGGAGCCACUGCUGUCUCGCUUCACCAGGGAAGAAGAGAUGCAGAUGAAGAGAAUGCUGCAGCGGAUGGAUGUCCUGGCCAAGAAAGCCGUAAAGACGGGCGUGCGGUUGAUGGUGGACGCAGAGCAGACCUACUUCCAGCCGGCCAUCAGCCGCCUCACUCUGGAGAUGCAGCGGAAAUUCAACCAGGAGAAAGCAGCCGUCUUCAACACCUACCAGUGCUACUUAAAGGAUGCUUACGACAAUGUGACCGUGGACGUGGAGCUCUCCCGCCGGGAAGGCUGGCAUUUUGGAGCCAAGCUGGUGAGAGGGGCCUACAUGGAGCAGGAGCGCAUCCGGGCGGCCGAAGUGGGCUACGAGGACCCCAUCAACGCCACCUACCAAGAGACCAGCGACAUGUACCACAGAUGCCUGGACUACAUCCUCGAAGAAAUCCGCUACAACUGGAAGGCCAACGUGAUGGUGGCUUCUCACAAUGAAAACACAGUCAAGUUCACCAUUCGCAGGAUGUCCGAGCUUGGGAUCCACCCCUCGGAGAAAAAGAUCUACUUUGGACAGCUCUUGGGAAUGUGUGACCAGAUCACCUUCCCCCUAGGUCAGGCUGGGUUCCCAGUAUACAAAUAUGUCCCCUACGGGCCUGUGAAUGAAGUGCUUCCGUACCUGUCCAGGAGAGCCCAGGAGAAUCAAGGCUUCAUGCAGAGGGCAAAGGAGGAGCAAGAUCUUCUCUGGAUGGAACUCAAGAGGCGGCUUCUCUCCGGCACCCUUCUCUCAAGUCCCAGCCUGUCGUAACCCCAUUCUCCAAUGUCCCAGCUGAAUUAAGGGAACGGCAAACGUCGAAAUGCCUCUGGGCUCCCAAAUGCCAACGUCGAAAUGCCUCUGGGCUCCCAAAUGCCAACGUCGAAAUGCCUCUGGGCUCCCAAAUGCCAACGUCGAAAUGCCUCUGGGCUCCCAAAUGCCAACGUCGAAAUGCCUCUGGGCUCCCAAAUGCCAACGUCGAAAUGCCUCUGGGCUCCCAAAUGCCAACGUCGAAAUGCCUCUGGGCUCCCAAAUGCCAACGUCGAAAUGCCUCUGGGCUCCCAAAUGCCAACGUCGAAAUGCCUCUGGGCUCCCAAAUGCCAAGGCUCCCCCAGCUUGUCAAUGGCUAUUGAUAGCAUCCAGAUCUUGGUGCCUUCCGUGCUGUGGCUCGUAUAUACACAAGCUGUAAACGUCUUCCUUCUGCUCCGGCAUGGAGCCUGCCCAUUUCUCCCUCCUGCUGUUUAGCUUGUGAGGUUUUUACACCAAGCCGUUUGUGCAUUUAGGGACAAUCUCCUUCCAAGGGCCCCUCACGGCUCUCAGGUUUCCUGUCAGUGAUGGUGUCCAGUGUGGAGACAGCAGAGUUCCAAAUAAAGAGAUUACAGAAAUAGCAAUGUGGUGUUGCAUGUCUGCGGAAGGGGCAAUAGUUUUAUGGUGGAAGGGCUUGGUCCCCAGUGGAGUGUGAGUCAGGGUUUGUCUUGGGAGCUGGUGCCGUGUGGAUUAGUUCAAAGCAUGUGUAGUUAUGGGAAGGGGUACCUGUCGGACCACAUUCGCCCAUAGGAACCUGCCAGGGCCCUCCGUUCAUCGUCUCAGGCCCUGCUCGUGGCCUUACCACUAACAGAGAUCCGGUUGGUGAGGGCUAGAGACAGAGCCUUUUCACUUGUGGCCCCACGGCUUUGGAACGCCCUCCCUGGAGCUUCGCCAUGCUCCCUCGGUGUUUUAAAAAAAUGGAAAACUCACCUUUUAAAAGAGGCUUUUCAAUGUUUCAUCUCUGUUUAUUAGUUUUUAUUCUUCGUUUUUAGCUUUUAAAAUAACAUCGUUUUGGGGUGGGAUGUGAUUUUUAAAUGUGAUUUUAGCCUGGUUUUUAACUUAAAUGUGGUUAACUUUAUUAACCUUAUUUUACACUGUAUCUUUUUAUUAAUGUUGUGAGCCGCCCCGAGCAGUAGUGUACCGGAGGGGCUGGGUAUAAAUAUUUUAAAUAAAUAAGAUGGCAGCUGGGUACUGGCCCAGAUCCUUAUGCUGUGCAUGAGGCGUUCUGAACACAUCAUUGCUCGAUAUGAUCUGUGCUUCUGGCAGAAGCACGAUGAGAGCUAUUCUCUUGAUUAGUUGAAUUUCUCCUCGCUUGGAAAAUUGCAUAGCAUUAUUGAAUGAAACUGAAAUGAUGGCUUUUUGCCCCUAGAGGGCAGAAGAGAUGCAGGCAAGCCAGCGUUGAAAGCCUUUCUCAAUCAGCUCAGCCAAGCGCCUUCAAGUCUGUAAUUCCUCUUCUUUGGGGUUUUUAGGGAAAUUAUCCCACAGGGAAUCGGAAGUCUAGGGGUGUUCAUUUGUUGCCCACUGACCCCAGGAGGCAAGGCAAUCCACAAGUUAUCGAGACAAGAACUUUAUUCUCACCAGGUUUGAGCAGUUUACAAUGUGGCAGUCUUGUGACCACAUAGGAUUAAUCCGAGAGCUCAAGAUGCCAAUAGUCAAUGAGUCAAACACACAAGCUAACUCAAAUAUCAGAAAGAGGGGAAAGGAGCAGCUGCCUUCACCUUAUUUUUGUACCCCAUCUUGGCAAUGGCGGAUUACCACAUAGGCAAUAUAGGCACCUGCCUAUGGUGGCAAAUCCUGGGGGGCGGCAUCUUAGAGGACAACUUAAUUCUGUUUCUUAAAACCUUUUUAAAAUGUCACUGUGUAGUGGCGGAGAUUCUGCCUGCCUCCUAAACCAUCACAGGAGUGGAGGUGAGGUCGGGUACUGGAGGAUGGCGGCGAAAGUGGUCUUCACUCAAGCUCAGCUUAUUCGCAAAUGAGGCAGAGUGAGCAAUUUCGCCCUUUUGUCUCUGGGGCGGCAAAUAUUUUGCUGCCUAUAGAUGGCAAAAGAUUAAUCCGCCCCUGCAUCUUCACGUCGGCUGUGUCCGUUUCUUGAGGUGAGUGACCUCAGGACAGUGGUACAUCUGCUGGUCACUUCCAGGCUGGAUUACUGCAAUGCGUUCUAUGUGGGGCUGCCCUUGUAUGUAGUCCGGAAAUUACAGUUGGUCCAGAAUGCAGCAGCCAGGUUGGUCUCUGGGUCAUCUCGGAGAGACCAUAUUAUUCCCGUAUUGAACGAGCUACACUGGCUGCCGAUAUGUUUCCAGGCAAAAUACAAGGUGUUGGUCAUAACCUAUAAAGCCCUAAACAGCUUGGGCCCUGGGUAUUGAAGAGAACAUCGUCUUCGUCAUGAACCCCACCGCCCACUGAGAUCAUCAGGAGAGGUCCGUCUGCAUUUGCCACUGACUCGUCUGGUGGCCACUCAGGGACGGGCCUUCUCCGUUGCUGCCCCGAGGCUUUGGAAUGCGCUCCCUAGUGAAAUAAGAGCCUCCCCAUCUCUGACAGCUUUUUAAAAGUCUUUAAAGACGCAUCUGUUCACCCAGACUUUUAAUUAAUAUUGUUUUAAUGGUUUUAAUGCUGUUUUAAAAUAUUCUUUUAAAGAACUUUAAAUUGUUGUAAUGUCUUAAACUUUUCAUUUUUGUUUUAACUAAUGUUUUAUUUUGUUUUUAUUUUGUUGUAAACUGCCCAGAGGCGUAAGUUUGGGGCGAUAUAAAAAUGUGUAAGUAAAUAAAUAAAAAUAAAUCUUGGGGAACCUUUCAUCUAA